Molecule: messenger RNA, 2064 nt
Organism: Penicillium brasilianum
Lineage: Eukaryota; Fungi; Ascomycota; Eurotiomycetes; Eurotiales; Aspergillaceae
Source: the annotation of a GenBank genome assembly
CUCGCUACUGCUACCCAGAUUUACUACCGGAAAGCUUAUCCGUGAAGAGAUCACGCUAACAUGGGACUUGGGAGCACCUAACGGUCAUGUGAGGGAAAUGAUUAAGAUGAAUGGCGAUUUUCCCGGCCCAUCGUUUGUAUGGGAUGAAGAUGACGAUAUCGAGGUCAUCGUUCACAAUAAAAUGCCAUUCAAUUCAAGUAUUCAUUGGCAUGGUUUAAUGAUGCUAGGCACACCAUGGUCUGAUGGCGCGCCCGGAGCGACGCAGCUACCUAUUGAGCCCGAGGAGAUAUUUAUUUAUCGGUUUAAGGCCAGUCCAAGCGGAACUCACUGGUAUCAUGCCCAUUCACGGACGACUCUAUUAGACGGUCUUUAUGGAGGCAUCUUCAUCAGACCAAAAGAAGAUACUCCAGGGCCAUGGGGCCUUAUUUCCAAAGACAAAUCAGACAUCCAGGCAAUGGAAAAAGCCUCCCGUGAUCCAAAGCAGGUGCUCGUGUCUGACUGGACGGAAUUCAAAUCCUGGAAUUAUAUGGAAGCUGAAGAAGCCUCGAAGUUCACAAUUUUCUGCGUCGAUAGCAUCUUACUCAAUGGCAAGGGCAGUAUCUACUGUCCCGGUGAGGAAUAUUUGGUCAACCACACGAGCACAUAUAUGAAAUGGGCUCUAUAUCCGGGCCACGUCAAUGACAAGGGAUGUUUCCCUUUUAUGAAGUCCACUGAGGGCCCGUAUCUCAGCCAGGGAAGACCAGAAACUAUCCCUUUGCACCUUCAAAAAGGUUGUGUUCCAGCCACGGGUGAUCAGGAAGUGAUUCACGUCGACCCCAAGUCUAGAUGGGUCAGUCUUAAUUUCAUCGGUGCUGCCACUUUCAAAACGACCGUAUUCUCAAUCGACGAACAUCCUAUGUGGGUUUACGAGGUGGAUGGGCACCGCGUCGAACCACAGAAGGUUGACACGGUCAAGAUGUACGCUGGCGAGCGAUAUGCAGUUAUGAUCCGAUUAGGCAAAGAGCCAAAAGACUACACGAUACGUGUGGCGGACAGUGGUCUGACGCAGGUCAUCUCGUCAUUUGCCACGCUACGUUAUGCUGGCAGUACGGGCGCUCCGUCGACCAGCAAAGGAGUUUUCAAUUACGGAGGCCAGAAUACAACUGCGAUUGUGACGCUUGAUCGCAAUCAUCUGCCGCCUUUCCCGCAACUGCGGCCGGCUGCAAGGUCGGAUGAGCACUAUGUCCUCCACACGCACCGGUGGCGCAGCGCAUGGCAGUACACUCUCAGUGGGGGUGGUAUGUGGCAGGAAGAUCGCAGUGCAUACACUCCACUGCUCUACGACAUCAGCCAGCCAGACGCUCAAGAUGAAAAUCUCAUCAUUCGCACCCGCAACGGGUCUUGGGUCGAUCUCAUAAUCCAGGUGGGAUCACAACCAGGCCAGCCCCAGGAGUUCCCACAUAUGAUGCAUAAGCACACGGGCAAGAUGUGGCAAGUUGGAGCAGGCGAGGGUAUCUGGAACUACACGAGUGUGGACGAAGCGAUAGCCGCCGAGCCGCAUCGAUUCAAUCUUGAAAACCCUAACUAUCGUGACACAUUCAUCACGUCUUUUGAUGGACCUUCCUGGCUUGUGUUAAGGUACCAUUCUAUCAAUCCCGGCCCGUGGCUUUUCCACUGCCAUAUCGAAACUCACCUGGCGGGAGGUAUGGCCAUCGCCCUGUUAGAUGGAGUCGAUGCGUGGCCCGAGAUUCCUCCAGAAUAUGCUCCUAAUCAAAAGGGCCUCGUGCCUGGGCAACCUGUCCCACGACCGGGAAUAUACCUACCGCUACCAGAGAAAAGGCCAGAUCAUGAUCUUUCACUUGAAGAUCUGGAUAUUGUGGAACAGACAGCUGAGAUGGAAAUGAUUGAGUCGUAUCGUUAUUCGAAAGCUUGGAACUCGGUCCUGAAGAAGAUGAUUGGCUUCCUUGAGACAAUUAAGUCAAGGCCUGGGUCAUAAUCUUUGUUUCAUUUUAAUUUUUCCAUGGAUGUCAAAAAUAGCUCUCAUAACAGAUAUGCGAAAUACAAGUCUCGAGGCAAACCCGAAAG